Pyricularia grisea is the source of this 1635-nucleotide messenger RNA. RefSeq lists its product as uncharacterized. The record is from RefSeq and is a predicted model, not a curated record. Gene Ontology annotation, biological process: fatty acid metabolic process. The transcript has a single exon. Bases 1 to 1635 code for a protein of 544 amino acids. Gene Ontology annotation, molecular function: medium-chain fatty acid-CoA ligase activity. NCBI's taxonomy places the organism in Eukaryota, Fungi, Ascomycota, Sordariomycetes, Magnaporthales, Pyriculariaceae.
AUGGAGUCCAUGUCUACAGAUCUAGUCGCCUACCACGCCAAGGCCAACCCAAAAGCCCUCGCCGCUCUUGACAUAGCAACGGCACGCUGUUGGUCCUACAGUCAACUCCACGAUGAUAUCAACAAGGCUUCUGCAGCCCUCACUGCGUAUGGAGUUCAGCAGGGCGACCGUGUUGCGGUGUUGGCGGCCAACAGCAUCUUCGUCGUCAUCCUGCAGCAAGCACUGAUGCGGCAGGGCGCAAUCAUGGUCCCCCUGAACUGGAGACUUUCGGCCUCCGAGAUCGGUUCCCUGGCUGAGGACUGUUCGCCGAGGCUUCUCUUAUGGGAUGCCACUCUGGGUCUUGCCUGGAAAGAUUUCGAGCCCCAUUUUCCAGCGACUUGCCAACGUCUGGAUUUGCAAGAUUUCGUCACGGCACUCGACCAGUCGACUUUGUAUCCCUCCCCACCACAACAGCACAAGGCACACGCCAGCACCAGACUGCCAAACAGAACGGCCGCCAUAGUCUACACCUCUGGCACGUCAGGAAGACCCAAAGGCGUCAACAUCACACCGCACAACAUGCUCGCCACGGCCAUCAACUUCACCGUCCUGGGCGAGGUUGAACCCACGUCGGUGCUGUUGUGCGACGUGCCCCUGUUCCACCUGAUCGGGCUCGCCGUGUGCGUCUGGAGCAUGCUCCUCCGCGGCGGCACCAUCGUCAUGUCGCCGCGCUUUGAUCCUGCUUCCACCAACGACCGCCUCUCGACCAUCAUGGACGGGGUCGGAGGGAGGAUGGUGACGCACUACUUUUGCGUGCCACAGAUGGCCGACUCCCUGACCAGGGCGGCCAACUUCCGGCCGGAGAAGUGGCUGGGGCUCAAGGCGCUCUUUACGGGUGGUGCUCCCAACCCGCCUGCGAGGAUCCACUGGUGGCUUGAUAGAGGGGUAAAGAUGGUGAAUGGGUACGGGGCGACGGAGGCGGGGCAUUUUUUCGGGAUGCCGCUUGAUGAGGACAUUAUUAAGCGAAAGGCAGGCUCUGUAGGGCUUGCGGGGCCGAUGACGGACGUGGAGAUCGUAGACCCGGAGACAGGAGUGCCUGUUCUCCCAGGCGAGCCUGGGGAGAUUGUUGCGUCUGGUAUGAGUGUCACUUUUGGGUACUGGGGUCAUGUGGAUCGAGAAGGAGGUCUCGAGGUUGUGAAGCAUGGGUCGGGCCGAGGGGCAGAAGUCCACUGGUACCGUACAGGUGAUAUCGGUCAACAAGAUGAGGACGGUUUCGUGUACAUCAUCGGCCGUCGCAAGGACAUCUUCAUCACUGGGGGUGAGAGCGUCGCGCCCAGUGAGGUGGAGACGGUAUUGAUGCAGCAUCCACAGGUGGCAGAGGCUGCCGUUGUUGGUGUUCCAGAUCCAACAUGGGGAGAGGUGGGAUACGCAUGGAUUGUGCUGGAGCAAGGUGUCGAAGAGCAAUCUCGUGUGUCACCAGAAGAGCUCAUAUCACAUUGCGAAGGGGUGAUAGGGAGGUAUAAGAUCCCGAAGCAUUUUAGAUAUACUGAAAGUCUACCACGGACAGGGUCUGGAAAGAUUAUGAAGCAUGUGUUGAAGAAGAAACUCGAAUCAGAGGGGUUUGGGAGGCAAACGAGGGAGAAAGAGAACAAUUAG